Messenger RNA from Candidozyma auris, 1515 nucleotides. RefSeq lists its product as uncharacterized. Lineage: Eukaryota; Fungi; Ascomycota; Pichiomycetes; Serinales; Metschnikowiaceae. The transcript has a single exon. The coding region runs from base 1 to 1515 and encodes 504 amino acids. The record is from RefSeq and is a predicted model, not a curated record.
AUGGACCAGGCAGCGCCUCCAGCCCGUCUGCCCCCGAGGCUGCCCCGCUCGUGUGGCGUCAUCAGCCCCUCCCCCACGCCGUUUGCAGACGCCGGUACAACGUCUCCUUCAAGUUCAACAUCUCCGGCUCCGUCGUUCAAAAUCAAGCCUGACACCUUGGAAGAGUUACUAGAUGACUGUUUUCAGAUAUCCAUUGGCCAACAGCACGUUUUAUGUGAGAGCCGUAUCCAAUAUGCCACUAAUUUCGAUAAGUACUUGACCUCUCUCCACUGCCAUGAGAACUUGGCCUUUUUGAUGGAGAUUUUCAAGUAUGAGUACUUUUACGACAAAAUCUUUCCAGAGAACUUGAACUGGGUUAGGUCAAGAAACCCGCUGCUGACUUUCACGUCAGGAGGUGGUGCAUACUCGAGCUUUUUAAAUUCAAGCCUACCGUCUGCAAUUGAUCAGCUCCCGUUCCCCACAAAGCAAAUGAGCAGGAAAUCCAGAAGACACUCGAGGUCCAAUAGCCGAAAGGCUCUGAUUCUAGCCACCUCAGACGCCAGCGGCGUAUUUGACUUUGGUUUCGAUGAGCACCUCCCGACUGAGAAUGUUUGGGAUAAACUCAAAGAUCAGCAUGUGGACAGCACUGACCUGGAACUCGAGCUGGAAUACGACUGCGAAGUCGAUAGGUCGGUUUUGCACGACCAAUGGGCGUAUAUUAUAUCAAAUUUUGUCAGAGAAGACUCGCCUCAGCAGCUCAACUUGGCCAAUACUACGGUCAAAGAGCUCCUUGAAAAAGAUCACGAUGACUGUAUUCACAACCCUGUGAUAUUGCUCGAUGCUAAGCAUGAAAUCAUUCAGCUCCUUCGCGAGAACGUAUACGGGUCGUUUGUGUCUCAACAUGAUCCCUCAAGGUCAGGCCCUCGAUAUGCUUCUGGUGGAGAGUCCGCAUCUGGAUUUCGUGUGCAUAGCAGGCCUCAAAGCCCGCCAAUUAUCUGCUCAGCGAGCAAUUGUUGCCAGACAACAAAAGUGUCAGUGUCUACAGCUUCAUCCUUGGCUCAUACGCCAGCGCAGACCCCCGUUCCCGCAUCUAAACAGUCUCCCUCACAACUUCACCACCCUACGGCAUUAAAGAAAACCGUCGUGCCAACAAGCCCACUCAACGGCUCUCGAGGUUGCGAGUGUGAGCUCCGAGAAGGCGUUGUUUCCCCAGUGCCCUUGGUGAAACGCAAAACGCCAAAAUUUUUCCCACAUAUCGGAAGUAGUACUCCGUCAGACUCUAGCGGGUCUGAUUUCUCCAUCUCCAGCAUUAUUUCGCAUUUCAAGUCCAGCAGUGUCGCCACACCGGGCAAUACAAAUCUGCGCAAUCUUGUCACACCACAUCCACAAACGGCAUCGGCGCUAUCUUCUGGGCUUUCUCUGCCAGUUCUUGCCGAUUCGGAGCCUACGUUGCGUCCCUCGUCAACAGCUGAGGCCAAUCCGCCCAGUAACAGCCACACCCAUAGGCUAGGGAAGCUCUGGAAGCGUCGCAAGUAG